AUGACGUUUCAAUACAGCGAAAUCAAAAACGAACAUCUUCAAUUCAUUAUCACAUACUAUAGCAGAAGCGGCUUACGCAGUUCCAGCGGCUUCAUCCAGAAAUUUAUCUCAGUUUACGUCCUUUACCCUUUAUUCCUCAUUUUUUACACUUUAGUGAUCCUCAAUUUCCGCUACAAACAUGACACCAUUUUCGAUUUCGUCGAAAUUUUCAGCUCGGUUUCUUCGUUCGCAAACUUGUUGUCACGAAAAACGGCUCUUGUAGUCGACGGCCACCUUUUCGAUGAUAUCAUUAAAGAAAUUCCUCGGUUCUGGAAAUACGAUCUAUGCGGAAAAAAUGACGAAAAAAACAAAUACAGCGCAAGGAUGGCCCUAUGUGUUAAAUUUAUUAAGUUUUUAUGGAUUAGUGGUGUUGUUUCUCUUACUUUUCAUUCUUCGGCGCCGAUUUUCGUAAAGGAGAUGUCGUUGCCUCAUGCUUGUUGGAUUCCUGGGGAUAUUUUCGCGUUUCGAGUCAUUAUUUACACUUUGGAAGUAAUUUUUUACAUUGAAGUUGUUUUCCUGUUAGGGGUUUUUGACGGAUUUUACUUGUUGAUGUGCACGGAGCUGAAAAUUCAGUUGGAAUUGUUGGAAAAAGCAGUGAAUGCGAUUGAAUUUAGAGCCGACGAAGAUUUGACUAACGAAAAUAAAUGUUGGGAAAAAUUGAAGGAGUGUAGUCGUUAUCAUAAGUUUUUAUUAAGAUCAUCAAGUUUAACUCAAGUUGUGGAAGGAGCUUUUAUUAUCGUCUUGGCUAAUGUUUUAAUCGCAAUGGUUUUUAUCCCAUCAAGUUUAGUAGAAAUUGAAGCUGAGCAACUUUCAUAUGCAAUAUACAAUAUAGACUGGUACAAUGCAAAGCUCCCGAAAAAUCGCAAGUUCGUUUUAUUUUGGCUGAGACAAACUCAAAUUCCGUUAGAAAUGACAGGAGCUGGGAUAUUAAAGAUUAAUCGACCGGUGAUGCUUCAGAUACAGCGUCUAGGAUUUUCUGUCUCCUCUUUGUUGGCCGGACUUACAUAA
This is a messenger RNA of Zophobas morio, 1047 nucleotides long. Its product is annotated as odorant receptor Or2-like. The record is from RefSeq and is a predicted model, not a curated record. The coding region runs from base 1 to 1047 and encodes 348 amino acids. NCBI's taxonomy places the organism in Eukaryota, Metazoa, Arthropoda, Insecta, Coleoptera, Tenebrionidae. The transcript has 5 exons. Gene Ontology annotation, molecular function: odorant binding; olfactory receptor activity. Gene Ontology annotation, cellular component: plasma membrane. Gene Ontology annotation, biological process: sensory perception of smell; detection of chemical stimulus involved in sensory perception of smell.